AUGUUCCCAGGCGAGCUGAUGCACUCAGCACAUUAUGAGGAGGGUUGUUCCCUUACCAACAAACACGUAGCAGUCACUGCUGCCGGGAGUUUAGGUGCUCAAAUUGUUGCGGCAAUACAAUACCAAGUCAAACACAUCUACCACUGGGCUGGCAAGAACGUCGCAGAUAAUCGAUACAGUGACAAGCAACGGAGGUUUCUGGUGGAGGAUCCAAACAAGUACCUCGAACAUCGGAAACAAAUCGAGAAAGAGCUUAAUCAAGGUUUCAGGUUUAUCAUAAAAGGCAGCGAAGAAGCCCAGCUCGCUCGCGAGUACGCAGACAAAGCAUGCGCAAAAAGCUCACAAGUAAUCCCCAGCUUGUUAAGAAGAUAAUUCCCAAGAGCUUCAACCCGGGUUGCCACCGAUCAACCCAAGCCCAGGCUAUCUCCAAACACUAACGGCGACCAAUGCAACCAUCUUUAUAUACCCUAUAAGCUCGAUAACAAAGACCAGGUUUGUGUCCCAUAAAGUUUCAAGUUCAUCACUUUGUAAACAACAGCAAUAAGAUUAACGGAC
Dothidotthia symphoricarpi CBS 119687 is the source of this 555-nucleotide messenger RNA. RefSeq lists its product as uncharacterized. The transcript is spliced from 3 exons. The record is from RefSeq and is a predicted model, not a curated record. Bases 1 to 372 code for a protein of 123 amino acids. Lineage: Eukaryota; Fungi; Ascomycota; Dothideomycetes; Pleosporales; Dothidotthiaceae.